AUGGGCCAGCUGAAGGGGGAGCAGCUUCGCGCCGUCGCGGGAAAAAAGAGGGCGGGAGAACAGAAUCCAGCGGGCGGCGAGGCGUGGGUCAGGGCGACGGGGAUGAGCUCGUCGACGACGUCCGGCCAGGGCGAUGACGCGCCGGGCCUGGUCUGCGUGGUGGACUGCGUGCAUGGCAUGGUCGACGCCCUCUCCUGCGUCCGCUGGAACAAGCAUCAGGGCGCGGUGGUGGAGCUGUCGGAGCACGGCAUCGUGGUCACCGUGGAGGAGAGCGGCUGCCUCCAGGCCAAGGUAUACCUCAAGACCGAGCUGUUUGCCGAGUACGACUACGGGGCGGAGGGGCGUCCACGGUUCGGCCUCAGCCUGGGGCUCCUCGUCGACUGCCUCAACAUGUUUACCGUCCCAGGGUUCGCCUCCCCUGUCGAGAUCCGGUACCCUGGCCCCGACAUGCAGCUUCUCCUCAGGUCAGUGGGGUCUCCAGAUGCAUGUAUACAUGCAGAAAUCAGAACCAGAAUUCCUGAUACUGUCGCCUGGGAUUACCAUUUUGAGCAUGCAGGGAAUACUCCAGUCACUUUUACUGUUAAGUCUGCCAUCCUGAAAGAAUCAAUUGAUGACCUUGAGUGGCCAGGCUCCAGCAUUCAGAUUCAUUUUCAUCCAGACCCCCCUUCAGUAAUAUUUAAAGGCGAAGGGCAUGGUGACUUGGAGAUUGAAUUCUCCUACUAUGCAAAUACCGAUCUUCUAAUUGCAUUCCAGUGUGACCAAGAACUGUCCUACAGGUAUAAGUACAAGUUUCUUCGUGCCACUACCUCGAAUGUUCCAAGUAGCGUCUUGAAGGAGAAUCGUGGGAGUAAAGUGACGAUUGGGAGGGGAGGGAUGCUCAAAAUCUAACACUUGGUUUCAGUUGCAAGGCUAGGUACACAAUCCUACCAUAAUUUUGCUGGAGGGACUCAACAACCAAGCCGGAUUGCUUUUAUCGAAUUCUUUGUGAAGCCGGAGGAGGAGGAUUAAAAGACAAAUGAUUCCUAGCAUGUAUUGUACUUCCUCUGUAAACUAAUAUAAGAGCGUUUAGAUAACUAAAAUAGUGAUCUAAACGCUCUUAUAUUAGUUUACGGAGGGAGUAGUAUAUAGGUUAUUUUGCUGGGCCUGUUUCAUCUAUGAGGUCUGGCUGUAUCUUCAGUACUUAUGGAACUGAAGGUCAUGGUAUUCUUUUCCUGUCAGAUGACUUGUCGUAACCUACUAGUCUUAGCUCUGGAUCUUUCUUUUAUGCUGAUUAGUUAAGUUAUAUGGAAAUGAAGAAAGUCCAUGCCA
Molecule: messenger RNA, 1308 nt
Organism: Triticum aestivum (bread wheat)
Lineage: Eukaryota; Viridiplantae; Streptophyta; Magnoliopsida; Poales; Poaceae
Exons: 7
Coding region: 1-888 (295 amino acids)
Biological process (GO): DNA repair; DNA damage checkpoint signaling
Cellular component (GO): nucleus; checkpoint clamp complex
Source: RefSeq, a predicted model, not a curated record